AUGGCGGUCGAGAGCGAGGCGGGCGAGAGUGAGGCGGGUGAGAGCAUGGCAGGCGAGAACAUGGCGGGCGAGAACAUGGCGGGCGAGAGCGAGGCGGGCGAGAGCAUGGCGGGUGAGAGCAUGGUGGGCGAGAACAAGGCGGGCGAGAGUGAGGCGGGUGAGAGCAUGGCGGGCGAGAUGGGCGAGAGCAUGGCGGGUGAGAGCAUGGCGGGUGAGAACAUGGCGGGCGAGAACAUGGCGGGCGAGAACAUGGCGGGCGAGAGUGAGGCGGGUGAGAGCGAGGCGGGUGAGAGCAUGGCGGGUGAGAGCAUGGUGGGCGAGAGAGAGGCGGGCGAGAGCAUGGCGGGUGAGAGCAUGGUGGGCGAGAGUGAGGCGGGUGAGAGCAUGGCGGGCGAGAUGGGCGAGAGCAUGGCGGGUGAGAGCAUGGCGGGCGAGAGCGAGGCGGGCGAGAGCAUGGCGGGCGAGAGUGAGGUGGGCAAGAGCGAGGCGGGUGAGAGCAUAGCGGGCGAGAGCGAGGCAGGUGAGAGCAUGGCGGGCGAGAGCAAUGCGGGUGAGAGCAUGGUGGGCGAGAUGGGCGAGAGCAUGGCGGGUGAGAGCGAGGCGGGCGAGAGCAAGAUGCAAGCAAAGCAAGUAUCCCAAGUGGAGUCGUUUUGCCUCCCCACCUCCAGCCUGCCUAUUCUCCAUCACUAG
This is a messenger RNA of Brienomyrus brachyistius, 690 nucleotides long. RefSeq names its product sodium/potassium/calcium exchanger 1-like. Bases 1 to 690 code for a protein of 229 amino acids. The transcript is spliced from 2 exons. The record is from RefSeq and is a predicted model, not a curated record. NCBI's taxonomy places the organism in Eukaryota, Metazoa, Chordata, Actinopteri, Osteoglossiformes, Mormyridae.